Molecule: messenger RNA, 8222 nt
Organism: Camarhynchus parvulus
Lineage: Eukaryota; Metazoa; Chordata; Aves; Passeriformes; Thraupidae
Gene: SDC3
Product: syndecan 3
Exons: 6
Coding region: 1-1644 (547 amino acids)
Biological process (GO): cell migration
Cellular component (GO): membrane; cell surface
Source: RefSeq, a predicted model, not a curated record
AUGCCCGGGAGGUGCGCCGCCGGCGCCCGGGGGCUGCGGAGCCUGCCGCUGCUGCUGCUGCUGCUGCUCAGCGCCCGCGCCGCGCUGGUGAGUGCGGGGGCACCGGCGGGGGGCACGGCCGGGGGGCACCGGCACCGCCAGGGGGGCGGCGGGGACCGGCACCGAGCGGGGGGUGAGGGGGGGGAUCGGCACCGGCACCGGGAGGGGGCGGCGGGGACCGGUGCAGGGCGGGGGUCAGCGGGCACCGGCACCGGGAGGGGUCAGCAGGGACCGGCACCGGCACCGGGAGAGGUCAGCAGGGACCGGCACCGGCAGCGGGGACCGGCAGCGGGCGGCACCGGCCCCGCGGAUGAGCUGCCUUCUGGUGACCUGUCUCCAGAUACUUUUGGGCUGUGCAAUUCCCAAAUCCCUGAGGAUUUGUUCUGCUGGAUCACAAAUUCCAGCGAGCUGCUGGCUCAGCGCUGGCGCAAUGAGAACUACGAGCGGCCCGUGGACCUGGAGGGCUCCGGGGACGACGACCCCUUUGGAGAGGAUGAGCUGGACGACAUCUACUCCGGCUCUGGCUCAGGGUAUUUCGAGCCAGAGCCGGGGCUGGACACGGCCGUGAGCCUGACCACAGACACGCUGGUGAUGCUGCCCACCACGGCGGCCGUGCUGCCCAUCACCGCCGCCCAGCCCGUGGCAACGCCCCUGGAGCCAUCCCCGACCCCCCAGGACACCACCCCCGGACAGGCCACCAGCGCCUUCCUCAUCCCCAGGACCACAGAAGCGCCGGUGGUGCCCAGCUGGAAAGCCACCACCACCACCACCAGCACCACGGCCAGCGAGCCCCCAACCACCACAGCCACCACCACCACCACCACCAUGGCCACAACUACCACCACCACCACCACCACCACCAUGGCCACCACCACCACAAGCAGCACCACUGUGGCCACAGCCAAGCCCACCACCAUCCGCAGGUUCCUGCCCCCCUUGGCCACCAAGGCGGCCACCACCCGGUCCACCACCCUGGAGACCCCCACCACGCCCGUCCCCGAAACCAGCACACCGACAGAGGUGGCCACGUCACGCCCUGUCCCCACCAGCACGGCCAGGCCCAGGGCCCUGCCAAAGCCCAGCACCUCGAGGACUGCAGAGCUCCCCGAGAAAAGCACGGCCUUGCCGCCCACGGCCACCACACUGCCGCCCACAGAGGCUCCCCAGAUGGAGCCAGGGGAGGUGACAACAGCCCCCGACAAGGAGCCGGAGGUGCCAGCCAGCAGUGGCCCCAGCGGGGACUUCGAGAUCCGGGAGGAGGAGGAGACGACUCGUCCCGACAUCGGGAAUGAGGUGGUGGCUGUGGUGACACCGCCAGCAGGGCCGGGGCCUGGCAGGAACGUGGAGACGGGGCUGAUGGACAACACGAUAGACUCGGGCAACUCGGCCGCUCAGCUGCCCCAGAAAAACAUCCUGGAGAGGAAAGAGGUGUUGAUAGCGGUGAUCGUGGGUGGCGUGGUGGGCGCCCUUUUCGCCGCCUUCCUGGUGAUGCUGCUCAUCUACCGCAUGAAGAAGAAGGACGAGGGCAGCUACACCCUGGAGGAGCCCAAGCAGGCCAACGUCACCUACCAGAAGCCCGACAAGCAGGAGGAGUUCUACGCGUAGACGGAGAGCCCGGAGUGCCUCACGCUUCCUCCCUCCCUCCCUCCCUGCUCCAAACCCUCCUCUUCCUGUCCUCCAUCCAGUCUCUCUCUCCCCUCCCUCCUCUCUCUCUUUUUUUGGGAUCAGACUGUGAAUUUUUAAAAGCAAAACCUGCAGCGGCUGAAGGAGGAAACGUGUCCUUGGCAUGGGGGGCACGGGGUGCCCGGAGCAGUGCCGCGGUCACACCGAACAUCGCCGAGGUGACACCGAGCAUUGCUGUGGUCACACUGCGCAGCGCCACGGUCACACCAACCACCCCAAGGUGACACUGAGCACUGCUGAGGUGACACUGAGCACCCCAAGGUGACACUGAGCAGUGCUGCAGUCACACGGAGUGUGCCCAGGUCACAUCGAGCAGUGCCCAUGUCACAUCGAGCAGUGCUGCCGUCACACGAGUAGCACUGAGGCGACACUGAGCAGUACCACGGUCACACCGAGCAGUGCCGAGGUGACACCGAGCAUGCCCAGUCACAUCAAGCAGCGCUGCCGUCACACCGAGCAGCACCAAGGUGACACCAAGCAGUGCCAUGGUCACACCAAGUGCACCACGGUCACAGCGAGCAGCGCCACAGUGACACCAAGCAGUGCCUGGGUCACAGCAAGCGGUGCCGUGGUGACACCGAGCACACCUGGGUCACACCGAACAGUGCCGUGGUCACGCUGAGCACCCUGAGGUGACACCAAGCAGCGCCAAGGUGACACUGAGCAUGCCCAGGUCACACCGAGCAGCGCCACAGUCACACUGAGCAGCCUGAGGUGACACUGAGCACACCACGGUCACAGCAAGCACACUGAGGUGACACUGAUCACCAUCUGGGUCACACUGAGCACCCUGAGGUGACACCGAGUGCACUGCGGUCACACCGAGCGCCACCUGGGUAACACCGAGCACCGCCUGGGUGACACCGAGCACCGCUGGCCUUUCUGCUGGCGGGAGGGACGGGACAUGGAGCCGAUGCCAAGGAGCCGAUGCCAGGGCAGCCGUGCCUGGGAAUGCCCUGGAGAGCACGGGAUGGGCUGCCCACGGUGCCUGGAGCUCAACUGGACUUUUCCCACCACCACCACCACCACGAACUCUGGGAUUCAGACACCUCCUGCCAGCCCUGGGGCGCAGGGGGUUUGCUUUGGAUUUAUUGCCCUUUUUUUUCCGUCCAUAAAGGAAGGAGAUUUCCUUCCUCCUGUCUCGUCUUUAUUUUUUGGUUUUCCUUUGGAAUGGGGUUGGUCGCUCUGCAGGAAUCUCCUUCUGCUGGAAGAGAGAACGUGACUCUCCAAUGCUCCUGGAACCUUGGGAAAAGCACAAGGGGCUGGAAUACCUGGGAUUGGCUCCUGGAGUGGGGAAAAAAGGAAAUAAAUACAAACCCCGGGAAUUAUCCCUUGGAUCAACAUUCCAAAGAGCUUGUGGAGCUGCACUGGGACAUCCCAGGCCACUGCCAUCCGGCCACCCCUGGAAUCUCUUGGAUCCCCACCUGGCUGAGGGGUUUGGCUAGGAAGGGACUUGGCUUGGGCUGGGUUUUCACUGUGACCGCUAAAGCUCAGCUUUGCUGGACAUUCCUUGGGGAGGAGCUGGGAGUGGAGAAGCUGAAUCCUGUGCCUGGCUCUUCCAGAGGGGAUAAGAGAGCUCUGCAGGGCGUGGGAUGCAGCCUGAGGGAGGAAAUCCAAGCAGGGACCAUCCCUGUCCCCUCAGGGUCCAGCAGGGAUCCCACCGAGGUGAGGAAGGGGAGGCAGAACCACGGCUCAGCCCCAGGGCUGGUUGGAUCAUUGGAAAGAUCCCAAAAUCGAUGGAAACACCCAGGAUUGAUGGUUUCCCUUUGUUUUUUGAAUCCCCAGGACUGAUGGUUUUCCUUCAUUGGUGUUUAAAUCCCGGCACAACCAACGGGGCUGGAGAGAACCCAACCCUGCCACACCCCGGGUGUCCCUCCGAGGCUGCCCAGGGUGCAGAUUAAUUAAUUAAUAUUUCAAUUAAGGUUGUUCAAUGAGGCGGCUCUUAAUUAGCUGGAGCCCUGUUUGUGGGGUUUUGUUGUCACAAUGGUCGUGAUCUCGAUGGGGUCCCCUGGAGACCUUUGAUUUGCUCUUGGAACAAUUUAAAUGGGAAAAUCUGGGGGAAAAUCGUUGCUCUGUGAAUUAACAGAGCCAGGGACACUUUGGCCCCUGAGGGGGUUGGGGGAUUUAGGGUUUCGUGGCCCUGGUGGGGGUAUCAGGACAGAAGAGCUUCAUGGUGGAAGGGAUUUGAGGCCAGAAGAAUAUUUUUAAUAAAUAUAAAUACAUAUCUCCACUCCCGUACACCCACAGUAACACAGGUGUGGAAGGAAAUGAAAUCCCUGGAAUCUCUCAGUGCACUGGGAUGCUUGGGUGGGAUUUGGAGUUGGGAAAUUGGGAGCUUUGGGCUGCUUUUCGCUGGGAUACAACCCAAAAUGACGACCUGGCUUUACUUCAGGAUAGGGAACAGAGCCCCACACGUGGGUCAACUCUAAAUCCUCAUUUUUGAGUUGUCAGCCUCAAAAUCCUCGUGGUUUGGGUUCUUGGAGCUUGGAGAAGGCCCUGAAGGAUGUUUGGGGUGGUGGUGCUGGGAGUGACCAUUUCCAUGUCCAUCCCAGAAGGAGGAUGAGGAUGAGGAUAAGGAUGAGGAUGAAGGAUGAGGAUGCUCCAAAGGAGGGAACACACUCGGAAGGAGCCUGGUGCCAACCCAGAGCCACUUUGUGCUGCUCCAGAGGGAGUUUGGACUCCUGGAUUUGAUGAUUUGGAGGAUUUUGGCCCUGCUGGGAUCACACAAAGGGGAGUGGCACAAGUCAAGGUCACCAAGGUCACCCAAAAUCCCCAUCUUUUGGGAAAACCUGGAUUUAAUCUUUGGAGCUUGCUUAAAAAAAAUAAAAAUCCCUCCCAGCUUAAUCUUUUUAAUGCUGCUUUUCAGAGCUGCCUCCUUAAUCUUCUUCAUUCCAUUUUUCCCUCCUAUUUAAUAGUCUGAAGUUCCAUAAUACAAUUUUUUUACUCACUCAAGCUUAACCUCGUCCCUCUCAGCUGGUGUUAGGUUGUAAUCCCGGCACUUAAAUCCAUCACAGCUUCGGGAGUGAGGGAAGCUGGAGGUGGGAGGGUGAGAGGAGCCUGGGCAGGGCUUCUGCAGCAAUUAAAAUAUGAGAUAAACACAAUAAAAAAAGGUGAAGGCAACUAAAGUGCUAAUCAGAAGUGAUGAAAUAAUUCAUUAUCUCCUGCUCCCACACUUUUGCUCUCCACCUGGAGAGGGAUGUGAGCUCCAGGAGAGUUUUUGGGUUUGGAGCCAAAUUUUGUGGGUGAUGUCACAGCCUCUUGUGUCAGCUCAGCUCCACGGGGGCUGUUGGAGUCAAUGUUUGAAGGGCAAAAAAAAAGUCUUGUUCUGGAAAAUGUGACCCUGUGCCUCCCUCCAGGGAGCUGGGAUGGAGCUGAAUAUGGCAGGAUUUUUUUGGGGAAGUCCAUCUCCCCAAAUAAUCCUGGAUAAAGCCAUUUCUCCAUGAGCAGAGCCACGGGGAUGGAUAAACCCGAGGUGCAGGUGGAGGCAGCUGCUCCCUCCUGCAGCCACUCCUGCUCCGGGGCUUUCCAGGGAUUCCUGGUGGGAACACGGAUGGGGAAGAGGAGAGGAGGCUCCACACAGCAGGAGCCAUUCCCCAGAGCAGAUUUUUGGAGAACUGAACCCCGGUGGGAGUGGAAGUGUCUCUGGCACCAUCCCUUCCCAAAGCCGAGUCUGGCACCGUUCCCUCUGCCCAAAUCCCCAUCCCUCACACUGAUCCCAGCCAGGAGCAGCUGGAGCAGUGCCCAGAUGUGCUGGUCCUUCCAGCUGUGCUCCCUGAGGAGCAUGGCUUUUCCAUUUCUUUUCCACCCGUUCCUGCGUGUGUGUGAUGUGCUGGAGCCGCAGGGAGAACCUUGGCUGUUCCAGCUGGAUAAUUUGAGGAGUUUCUGGAAUUGCAGGGUGGCGUGGGCUGCUCUGCCAGCUGUGCCAGCCUUGGGGCUCUCCCUGCUGGAACUGCAGUAGGAGAAUGAUGGAGAAUAUCCCGCAGGAGAACAGCCAGGAACUCCUAGGCCACAUCCAAAGGGAAGGGAAGAGCAGGGAGCCCAAACCAGGGCUGGAAUGGGGAGUUUGGGAAGGGCAGGACAUGGAAGGGGCCCAGCAGCAGCAGGACCUGCCCUGGGUGGGUUUUGCAGGGUGGGAGUUGUCCCUGUGCUCCAAAAAUCUCUCUGCUCUUGGAUCUUUCAAUGAAAAGCACCAGGUGCCUGUUGGGAUGGAGCUGUCCCCUAGCUCCAAAAACUGCUCUGAUUUUGGACCUUUCCAGAACAAGCCGUGCUGGGGGGAUCCAGCUGCAGGGAAGGGGAUGGGACCAGGAUGGCUCGGGCUGGGUGACUGCCAGGAUGGGCUGGUUUGCCUCAAAUUCCCCCUCUCCCUCCCCCAUUCCCCCAACAAUCCCUGUCUGGGAAUCCCUUUGCUCAUCUCCAGCUCCAGCAUUCCGAGCUCUCCGUGCUGUGAAUCCCCAGCUCAGCUCCUUCCACAGGAACAAACCCACCAGCCAAGAACUGGAAUGGAUUUUUUAAUUCCCUUUUCCUCCCAUAACCACCCUUGUCAGGACCUUUUCCGUGCUCCAAGGUUUUCUGCCGGGCUCUGAAGUAACUCUGAGCUUUCAAUCCAGAAAGGUUUGUGGGGAAUGAGCUCCCUGGGAUCCCGGGAGAGGGCUGGGGCUGUCUGUGUGUGUAUAUAAUGUGUGUAUGUAAUUAAUGUAUAUGUAGAGAUGUAUAGGUGGGCAUGGGGCCAGGGGGCUCUGCCCCUGAGGGGGAAAAGGAGGAGGAAAAAGAGGAAAAUAAGGAGGAAAAAGAGGAAAAGGAGGAGGAAAAGAGGAAAAGGAGGAGGAUUUGUCCUCCAGCACCUCGUGCUGGGCUCUGCAGCCCUUAGCCCCUGUCCCAAGGAAUGUGGGAUUCAGCCUCAUUCCCUGUCCCAAGGGAUGCGGGAGUCCCUGCCCAUGGGAUGUGGGAUUUCCUGUCCCAAGGAAUGUGGGAUUCAGCCUCAACCCCUGUCCUAAAGGAUUCAGGAUUCCUCCUCAUUCCCUGUCCCAAGGGAUUUAGGAUUCAGCCCUGGCCCCAUUUCCAAGGGAUGUGGGAUUCCUUGUCCUAAAGGAUGUAGGGUUACCCCUCAUUCCCUGUCCUGAAGGAUGUGGGAUUCCCCAUCAUUCCUUGUCCCAAGGGAUGCAGGAUUCCCUGUCUCAAAGGAUGUGGGAUUUAGCCUCAUUCCCUGUCCCAAGGGAUGCAGGAUUCAGACUUGGCCCCGCUCCCAAGGGAUGCGGGAUUCCCGCUCCUAAGGGAUGUGGGGCUCCCACUCAUUCCCUGUCCCAAGUGAUGCAGGAUUCCACCUCUCCAAUUCCUGCUGCUCCUCUCUCUCCUCCCUGCCCUUCACAUCCCCCCGAUCCCAAUCCCAAUCCCGAUCCCAGUCCCAAUCCCGAUCCCAAUCCCGAUCCCAAUCCCAGUCCUGGUCUCGGUGGGUUGGGAUCACCCAGGUGGGAUCAGGAGCCUUUUAUUGCUGUAGGGCCGGAGCAGAUCCGGGCUGGGAUCCCGGGGUGGAUCCAAAUCCCCGCGAGAUCCGGAGCCUCCCCAGUCCUUGUGCCGGCAGCUCCCCCUUCUCUUACAGGAGCCCCAGAGGGUCUGCAGAUCCCAACUGUUCAUUUCUGUGUUUAUUUCCCCCAUUCUUUUGAUUUUUGGGUAAAAGAACCCCUGAUUUUUUCACACCCCACACUCCAGUGCUUCUCCCAAGACCUCCAGGGCUCCAGGGGUUUUUCCUGCAGGAAUUCCCCCAGUUCAGGGUCCCCCCUGGCCGAAGUCACCCCAGCCCAGCUGACAAUCAAACCAGACUCCCGAAAAACAGGAAUCCAUUGCAGUUUGAUAGAAAAACUUUUUAAAUUCCCCGCCUUCUCUCUCACCACCGCAUCUCCAGGAUAAACCAUCGCCCACUGCUCCUCCUGUAAAUAAACAUCGAACCUUCUUGUAUAAAUUAAAAAUAAAAUAAUUGUAAAAAAAGACAAAAAAAUUCCAUUGAUAAACAUCCCAAAAAUAAAAUUUAAAAAAAAAAUCUCCCUUUCCAGAAGAUUGAAGUAAUUCCAACUUCACUUUUUUUUGGAGCUCAUUUCCAACCCCUAUAGGAGAACAAAACAAAGAUCUGGAACACUACAAACGUUGGAGCUUUCAAUGAAUCCGGGAGGGAAAAAAAUGCAUGUAAAUAUUUUUAAUAGGAGACAUAUCUUAAACAGAACUUUUUUUUGUAUGUACAUAACUCUCCUAGAGUUUAGUACUGAAAUGGCUUCAUAGUGUCUGUUUCGAAAAGGAAAGGAAAAGAAAAUGUUUGUUAAUUGUUUUUGUUCUUACUCAAUGGCCAAAACUUUAAAAAUAAUGACAAAAAAAAAAAAAGACUCUAAAAAUAAUCUUUGCCAAUGGAUCUAGCACUGUAAUGGUACUGUCUAUUUUUUUUAAUUAUUUCUGUGCUGUGCCCAUUUAUAAAAUGAGGAAAAGAUAAAAAAUAAAGUCAUUUAAACAUUGUC